Andrographis paniculata is the source of this 1532-nucleotide messenger RNA. Its product is annotated as geraniol dehydrogenase 1-like. Lineage: Eukaryota; Viridiplantae; Streptophyta; Magnoliopsida; Lamiales; Acanthaceae. Gene Ontology annotation, biological process: lignin biosynthetic process. The transcript is spliced from 5 exons. Gene Ontology annotation, molecular function: zinc ion binding; cinnamyl-alcohol dehydrogenase activity. The record is from RefSeq and is a predicted model, not a curated record. The coding region runs from base 198 to 1277 and encodes 359 amino acids.
CAAAAAACUAAUCUCUUGAGAAAUGAUCUCAUGGAAAACGUCAUAUCCACAAUGGCGGACACUGGUGGAGCCUCCGCUAUAAAUUCCCCCACCAGCUUCAUCAAUCUGCUAGACAGACUUUCGUCAAAAUAUCUUCCUCAAAUUUGUAUUCUUCCUACAGUGCGGAAGCUCGGGAAAUUACAAAUCGCAACAGAAUCAUGUCGAAAGCUCCAGAGAAUCAGUCAGUGAAGGCCUACGGGUACGCCGCCAGAGACAAUUCCGGUAUUCUUUCGCCGUUCGAGUUUUCCAGGCGGGCGACCGGCGAGCACGAUGUGCAGUUCAAGGUGUUGUACUGCGGCGUUUGCCACACGGAUAUUCACAUGGCGAAGAACGAGUGGGGAUUCAGUCGCUAUCCUAUUGUUCCUGGGCACGAGAUCGUCGGAGUUGUGACGGAGGUCGGCGGCAAGGUGAAAAAGGUGAAGCCCGGAGACAAUGUCGGCAUCGGCUAUAUGAUCGAUUCGUGUCGCCAAUGCAGCCAGUGCUCGAACGAUCUCGAAAACUAUUGUUCUAAGCAAGUAUUCACCGCCGGCUUCCCUUACCCCGACGGGACCACCACGUACGGCGGCUACUGCGAUGUCAUGGUGGCCGACGAGCAUUUCGUCAUCCGCUGGCCGGAGAACUUUCCCCUCGACUCUGGCGCCCCUCUCCUCUGUGCCGGCAUUACGACUUACAGUCCCCUGAAGUACUUUGGACUCGACAAGCCUGGACUUCAUAUUGCCGUGGUUGGUCUUGGCGGCCUUGGCCAUGUCGCCGUGAAGUUUGCCAAGGCGUUCGGUACUAAAGUGACGGUUAUCAGCACAUCGGAUAGCAAGAAGAAGGAGGCCCUCGAACAUCUUGGUGCUGAUGAAUUUUUGAUCAGCAAGAACCCCGAGCAACUUCAGGCUGCAGCCGGGACGCUGGAUGGUAUCAUUGACACUGUAGCGGCGCACCAUCCCCUAGCGCCGUUGCUGAGUCUAUUGAAGCCUAGUGGGAAGAUUGUCCUGGUGGGCGCUCCCGAUAAGCCUCUGGAGCUUCCGGCAUUUAAUGUCAUUGCCGGGAGGAAGUCGAUAUCGGGCAGUGCCGUCGGAGGGAUCAAAGAGACACAAGAGAUGAUUGAUUUUGCAGCCGAGCACAACAUAGUGGCCGACGUCGAGGUCAUCCCUAUCGACUAUGUGAACACUGCUUUCGAACGCCUUGCCAAAGGCGAUGUCAAGUACCGUUUCGUCGUCGAUGUGGCGAAAUCAUUGAAGGUCGAGUAAGGUUUUGGUCGUAUAUGGGGUCGAAUCGUCGCUGGAGCUUUGCCGCCGGCGACGGAGCAGUGUUUUCCGGUGCUCUAUCAGCUGCAUUUGCUAAAUAACGCGAGGCUUUAUUUGUUAAUUGUUUUUUUGGAGGGGGUGUGUGUUUAUAUAUUGAAGAAUAAUUUGUUUGGAUGUAUGCUUGAGAGUGUAAUGAAAAUAAAUAAAUAAAUGUAUAAAUAUAAAAAUUUGAUAUUUAUUUUGAUUAUUUUGCCCGUA